GGGAACAUAAAUAGAAAAGUGUUCCAAUAGGAUUAUCAUACACAUUUGUCUUUACAUUUUCUAUUCUCUAUAAAGCAAACCUUCUCACCAUCAUGUUUCUGUCAACCAAUAUAGCAUAAACAACUCUGCACUUGGAUCAACACACUUCAACCUCAUUCAAAGGAUAGAGUUUCUCUUGAGAUUAUCAUCAGAUAUAUAUGAAUGCAAAGAUCUUGAAAGGCCAAAAGUAGAGAGUGUGGUAGAGGUACUACCAUGAGCGAUUUGAACGGUGAAAGAUCAAAGCCUCCAUGGAACAUAUAUCCAUCUUCAAACCCUGGUCCAUCACAGACAGGAGUUGAUGAGGAAGCUCCAUGGAAAAGCUUAGGGACAUCUAUGAGUGCUAUUUCUUUUGGCUUUGUUGCCACCGCCAUUUUGAUUUCAAUGUUUCUUAUAAUGGCAAUAUUUGAACAUUUGUUCAAACCCACCUCACAAUUCUCCACACCAGAAUCUAUGAUGCGACGCUAUCAGGAGCACCCACCACUACCAACACCAAAACAGGGAAACCCACAAUCAGUUCCAGCAUGUUAUGGUUCUGAUUUCUCAGUGGUGAUGCCAGGGCAGCAAUAUCCUACCUACAUCGCUCAACCUGCUCCUCUCCCUUGUCAAAGGGAAGGGGCUUAUUGGCCUUCUCAUGAACAUCAUUUUCUAUUUAAUUAGUGCUUCUUUUUUUUUAUCCUUCAAUAUGUUGCUAUCAAUGAUCAACUUUUCUUCUCUCUGUAUACAGAUACUCAGAGACCACCCACUUGUGUCAAUUUUAUACAUAAAUAUUGUAUUUAUAUGCCAAAAUGUUAAGCCAGCUUUUUCCUAGUUUGAUGUACUUCAACUUCAGCAACUAAAGUUGCACCAUAAAUGUUUCUUUUUUGUUUUUACUUGCAUUACUAUCAGUAUUUACUCUUACUUUUAAGCCA
Messenger RNA from Vigna umbellata (rice bean), 947 nucleotides. The record is from RefSeq and is a predicted model, not a curated record. Lineage: Eukaryota; Viridiplantae; Streptophyta; Magnoliopsida; Fabales; Fabaceae.